This is a messenger RNA of Xyrichtys novacula (pearly razorfish), 539 nucleotides long. Lineage: Eukaryota; Metazoa; Chordata; Actinopteri; Labriformes; Labridae. The record is from the annotation of a GenBank genome assembly.
AUGAAGAUGUCAUUGAUCCUCCUAAUAGCCACCCUCAGGCUCCUUAUUCAUGGUGAGGAUCACUUCUGAAAAGUGUUCAGACAACUCCCAUCAGCUUGUCUCCAUGUUAAAGAAAUGAUACUCUUCUGUUCGUCUCUUCUAUUGUCUUUCUCCAAGCUGGACUUGUCUCAGUGAUUCAUCUCCUCCCCUUUUUUCCCCCAGGUACUUCAGGAGAAAUUAUCCUGACUCAGUCUCCUGGAGCUCAGUCUUUUCUUCCAGGACAGACGGUUUCUAUCAGAUGUAAAUCCAGUUCAAGCAUUAGUAUUUACCUUCACUGGUACCUUCAGAAACCUGGAGAAUCUCCCAAACUCUUGAUUCGUUAUGCUUCAACUCAUCAGUCUGGAGUUUCAGAUCGUUUCAGUGGGAGUGGAUCUGGGACUGACUUUACUCUGACCAUCAGUGGAGUCCGACUGAAGAUUCAGGAGUUUGUUAUUGUCAACAGGUUAACAGCUUCCCGUUCACACAGUGAAAAAGUGUCGUGCAAAAACCUCCUCAGCUAA